Messenger RNA from Glycine soja, 852 nucleotides. RefSeq lists its product as uncharacterized. The transcript is spliced from 3 exons. Lineage: Eukaryota; Viridiplantae; Streptophyta; Magnoliopsida; Fabales; Fabaceae. The coding region runs from base 1 to 852 and encodes 283 amino acids. The record is from RefSeq and is a predicted model, not a curated record.
AUGUUGAUUGCUCUGAUGCCUUUAAUACUUCUCAGACACAAAUUGGCAAAUACUGGUGUUAGAGGAAGAGCCUCAUUUCUGUUAAUAGUUUACGAAAGGAGUGGUGAGUAUAGGCUUAAGAAUAAGGAUUUAGUUAGAACAUGCACUGGCAGUAGAAAAUGUGGAUGCCCGUUUAAGUUGCGUGUGAAGCCAGUUUUGGGAGGAGAAGGAUGGAUGAUGAAGUUAAUUUAUGGGACUCACAAUCAUGAAACGGCAAAGUCAUUUGUUGGUCAUCCAUAUGCGGGUCGACUAAUUAAAGAUGAGAAGAUUGGUGUUGCUAAUAAGACGAAGUCCAUGGUGAAGCAAAGAAAUAUUCUUUUGACGUUGAAGAAGCACAAUGUCAACAGUUAUACAACAAUCAAACAAAUUUACAAUGCCAAAAAUGCUUACUGUUCUUCCAUAAGAGGGAGUAACUCCGAAAAGCAACAGCUCGUGAUGUUGCUUGACCAAGAUCAAUAUAUUCACUGGCAUAGGUUGAAGGAUGAAAAUGUUGUACGUGACUUGUACAAACUGUCAUUGCUUGAUAUUAUUGGAGUUACACCAACAAGAAUGACAUUCUCUGCUAUUUUUGCUUACAUGGAGGGAGAACGUCUUAAUAAUGUUGUUUGGGCUCUACAGCGGUUUCGGGGUCUUUUCAUGAAAGUUGAUGCACUCCUUGGGGUUAUUGUUACCGACGGAGAUUUGGCUUUGAUAAAUGCAGUGAAAACUGUAUUCCUAGAUGCUACGAACUUGUUGUGUCGGUUUCACAUUGACAAGAAAGUGCAGGCAAAGUGCAAAACCCUGGUGGGUCAAAAAAUGCAUGGGAUUAUGUGA